AUGGAUUCAUCUGAGGUUAACCCAACCUGGACCCUGGAGUCUCCUCAAAUGUCCAUUGAUGAAAAUUCCCAGGCAAUUCCAGUUGCCUCUCAACCUAUGUCUGAAGUGUUCAUAAAGAACCUCUGUAACUUGACGCUCAACCCUAGUACCAAAUUGUCAUUCAUUCUACCAGAAUGUCUACCUCAACCAACUGGGCGGUUACUUGGUGAAAACAUACCCUAUAGGAGAGCGGUGAGGACCGUGUUAACUGAUCGGAGAGAAAAGAUGGAGGGGCUGAUCCAAUCUAUUAAAAAACGCUACGGCAAAGGAGUUCCUUGGUCUGACUCUCAAAGAGAACCACAGCAGAAUGACACUGAGACUCGAUCAAGAGAGCAAAGAUUUAGAUGUAGCUGCCGUUUUUGCUGGUUUCGGAAGCCCUCUGAGGAUAAUUAUGAGAAUUAUUACAACAAUAAGUAUUACAGUAAUUAUUAUGACAGACACAGAGUUGAAGGAGCCAUAAACCUUAUUCUUGAUAGGAUGGCACGUGUUCCAGUCCUGCCGGUGGCCUGGGAAGGUGGGAAAUGCCAAACCGGACAGGAAGGCCUCAGUCCUCAGGACUCAGCUCUGAUAGACCGCUCCUCACCUCUCUGGUCCCCGCUUGAAUUUAAAUUAUUCUUGCAACGAGAUAAUCCUGACAGUCCAACAUUUACAUCCCCUGUGGUGCAAAAAUUAAAUGAGGACAUUUAUAAGUACCGCCCUUGCCCUGGCUCAGCCCGGGCAGUGGCUGCAAAGGCUCCUCAGGUAGCCAAGGAGCCCUCUCUCACAAGCCUAGGAGCUCAGCGCUGCCUCCGCCCCACUCCCACCAGCUAA
Molecule: messenger RNA, 849 nt
Organism: Eubalaena glacialis (North Atlantic right whale)
Lineage: Eukaryota; Metazoa; Chordata; Mammalia; Artiodactyla; Balaenidae
Product: developmental pluripotency-associated protein 3-like
Exons: 4
Coding region: 1-849 (282 amino acids)
Biological process (GO): epigenetic programing of female pronucleus
Cellular component (GO): nucleus
Source: RefSeq, a predicted model, not a curated record